Molecule: messenger RNA, 1055 nt
Organism: Erythranthe guttata (spotted monkey flower)
Lineage: Eukaryota; Viridiplantae; Streptophyta; Magnoliopsida; Lamiales; Phrymaceae
Product: large ribosomal subunit protein uL30y
Biological process (GO): maturation of LSU-rRNA from tricistronic rRNA transcript (SSU-rRNA, 5.8S rRNA, LSU-rRNA)
Cellular component (GO): cytosolic large ribosomal subunit
Molecular function (GO): structural constituent of ribosome; RNA binding
Source: RefSeq, a predicted model, not a curated record
AGAACAGAUUCAUAGCAGCCGCAGGGCCAUAACCUAAUAACAAAACUCUCACUCUUCCACCACACCACCACCGCCGGAUCUUCUUCAAACCACACCUAAUGGCUGAGAAGGAAGCACCAAUUGUUCCGGAAUCUGUGUUAAAGAAACAGAAGAGAAAUGAGGAAUGGGCUUUGGCCAAGAAGCAGGCCCUUGUUGCUGUGAAGGAGAAGAAGUCUGAAAACAGGAAGCUGAUUUUCAACAGAGCUAAGCAAUAUGCUAAGGAGUACGCAGAGCAGGACAAGGAGCUGAUUCAGUUGAAGCGUGAGGCAAGGUUGAAAGGAGGGUUUUAUGUCAACCCUGAAGCUAAACUGAUAUUCAUCAUUCGUAUCCGUGGUAUAAAUGCCAUGCACCCGACAACAAAGAAGAUUCUGCAGCUAUUGCGUCUUCGACAGAUUUUUAACGGUGUGUUCCUAAAAGUUAACAAGGCAACCAUGAAUAUGUUGCACAGGGUUGAACCAUAUGUGACAUACGGUUACCCCAACUUGAAGAGUGUGAGGGAACUGAUAUACAAGAGGGGAUUUGGCAAGGUUAACAAGCAGAGAAUUCCUUUGACUGACAAUUCCAUCGUCGAACAGACUCUUGGAAAGCACAGUAUCAUCUGCGUUGAAGAUCUUAUUCACGAGAUCUUGACUGUUGGACCCCACUUUAAGGAAGCUAACAACUUCCUCUGGCCGUUCCAACUCAAGGCUCCAUUGGGUGGUCUGAAGAAGAAGAGAAACCACUAUGUUGAAGGCGGAGAUGCUGGAAACCGUGAAGAUUUCAUCAAUGAGCUUAUUAGAAGAAUGAACUAGUUUUGUUAUACUAGUAUUUUGGAAAUUUGAGGUCCUGUAAACUGCAAGUUGGAGAAAUUUUCUGUCCGCAUUGUUUUUUUGGCUUUUGUUGAAGUUGGGUUUUUUUCUUUCUGGGACAAUAUCAAGUAUGCUGAUGAAAUAUCUUUUUUUGAUUAAGAUUUAUAUUAGACGAGACACUUGUUCUAUGAUCUUCCCUUAAUUCAUGUUGAUUAAGUUAUGCAUUUG